Messenger RNA from Marchantia polymorpha subsp. ruderalis, 1176 nucleotides. The record is from the annotation of a GenBank genome assembly. NCBI's taxonomy places the organism in Eukaryota, Viridiplantae, Streptophyta, Marchantiopsida, Marchantiales, Marchantiaceae.
GCAAAAUGACCGUGUUUGUCAAAUAGUUGCUCGUGAGUUCUUCGUUUGUCACAGAUUCUCGUGGGUGUCAUCCAUUGAAAUCGAUUGAUUUGAAGGAUCCGAUUCUCGUGGGUGUUAUCCAUUGAGAUCGAUCGAUUUGAAGGAUACGAUAGACUCGAUCUGACCUGUGGGGUGGAUUGGUGCGCCGGAGACAAACAUGUCGGAUACCCAGAAAGAGUCGCAAGAGCAGAAGAGCUCAGCUGCUGAAGUUUCACAGGCAACAGGAAAUCUCUUCUCGCAGUUCUCCUGUUUGCAGUUUUCAACACCGAAAGCAACCGUGGUUGAUAUUGAGAGGCGUUUGCAGCGACCUACAGACCCUCUUACUCAGCUCCCUGUCUUCUUCGACAGUGAUUCUAGUAAUGGGACAAAAGCUCUACAUGCGCUUGGGAAGAAGAAGCAUUUGAAGCCAAGUUUGAUGACUUGGAGGAAGUCAAAUGCGAAGCGGAAGCUCUUUAAUGUCAGCGGAAAAUAUACGGAGGAACCAAAACUUCAUCUAAGACGAUCAUUCGACGACUACUUGGACCCACAAAUUAUUGAUGAAGAGGCUCGAAAAUUGCUCAGAAAUACGCAGGAUCCACGUUUGAAGAUUCCUUCUGACAAAGAGUCGACAACUUCUGCGGUACAAAGAGGUUCAUUUGAUUGGCCAAGCGAGGAGUUGCAUGCGAUGUACUCGUGUGUCCAAGAGAACACCAGCAAUCCAAAGUUCUUUGAAGCAGAAGCUCAAAUUCCAUCUCAGCCCAAAGAAAGACUUGGCGAACAACUAAAGUUGUCAUUUGUAAAGAAUGAAGCAUGUGUGUACGAUACCGGGACCGUUCAUUUGCCGAGCCAGGGUCCACAAGCUAUAAAGCACAGUCUGCAGAGCAUUGAUCGAAAUUUUCCUGGACAAGUUUGGAAUCUGUCUCCGCUACGAAAAAGACUUCAGGCACGAUUGAAAAUCUCAUCCAUCGGGAAUGUACCAGCCUCUAGCGAUGAGUCUUGUGAUUUGCCAACCAAGAACUUGCAAGCCAGGAGUGACGAGUUCAGCCAGGAUGAAACGGUGGGAACAACAAGCAACCCGAAUGAUUAUUUGAUCAGAUUGGAAGAUACCAUGGAGAGGAGAAGUGAACUUUCUUCCGACCAAGUCAUCUAACUUUGACG